This is a messenger RNA of Corythoichthys intestinalis (scribbled pipefish), 2838 nucleotides long. RefSeq names its product RHO family interacting cell polarization regulator 1 (gene ripor1). The transcript has 17 exons. The record is from RefSeq and is a predicted model, not a curated record. NCBI's taxonomy places the organism in Eukaryota, Metazoa, Chordata, Actinopteri, Syngnathiformes, Syngnathidae. The coding region runs from base 293 to 2290 and encodes 665 amino acids.
AAGUUGUUUUUUGGCCACUGCUCCACUGUGUGGACACAAAAAACUGCGAAAUCGAGGAGAAGGACAGCGCCCAGAAUAACUCUUGAGAAGUAUACGGAGGAACAGCGCCUCUAAUAUGGGAUUGCGGCCAAACUCCCCGGCCCGUUGGACUGCCAAAGAGAGGACAUGUCCUUUGGUUUGUUAAAGCCCCAGAGCUACAGUCGGCCCUGCCAGCAUGCUCCAGUAGUGAUUGAGCCCCUUCUGUCAGCAGCACUGUUUGAUCCAAGAGAAACGUGCCUUGUAAGGAAGCAGGAUGUUCACAGGCUCCACCAAACUCCCGCCCGCCAAAACCCCCCAGCCCGAGCGGCUGGAUGAGGUUUACGCGGCCUUGCGUCGAGGCUUACAGUCGUAUUUGCAGGUCCACCAGCUGGAGCUGGACACGCUGGGCCAGCAGAUCCGAGAAAACAAGAGAAACGGUCGACUGGGCUCUUUGUAUGAGCAAGAUAAGCAAGUGAAAGCCAUAGAGAGAUUUAUGCGUCGUCUGGAAUUCCACUUGAGCAAGGUGGAGGAGCUGUAUGAUGCUUACUGUAUACAGCGGCGGCUACGAGACGGUGCCAGUAAAAUGGUGGCGGCUUUUAACUCUGCCACUGGAAGCAAAGAGGCAAGGGAGAGCCUGAGUGAGGCCAACAGGGGUUUUAGGGAAUGUACAGAGCACAUGUGCUCACUGGAGAGUGAACUGGAAAGUCACAUGGGGGAAUUUCAUGUCAAAAUGAAGGGUCUUGCCGGCUUUGCUCGGCUGUGUGCAGGUGACCAGUAUGAGGUGCUCAUGCGCUAUGGCCGUCAGCGCUGGAGGCUACGUGGCCGCGUUGAAGUCAGCAGCAAGCAGAUAUGGGACAGCGAAGAGUACAUCUUCCUGCCUCUCGUCACUGAACUCUUGUCUAUCAAGGUGACAGAGCUGAAAAGUCUAGCCAAUCAUGUGGUUGUGGGAAGCGUGUCGUGCGAAAUGCUCGACCUGUUCUGCCCACUCCCACAGACCCUUGCCGUGGAUAUUAAUGACUUGGGAACAGUUAAGCUCAAUUUGGAAGUCACAUGGAGUCCUUUUGAUAAGGAUGACCAGACGUCGUCCACCAGUACCGUUUCCAAACGCCUGCUGUCUAAUCAGAGCCCUCCUGACACGCCCUCCAUGCGGGAGCAAGUGUUUUAUUCUUUGCUGAAGCGACAAGGGGAGCUCGACAAUGGCACCGUCUGGUCCAAUUCCUCCGAGUCCUCGGACGACUCAUCCAGCCCGGCCCUAGCCCACCACGCUCAGAGGCUGUCUGCUUCCAACAUUCCGCAGAUGGCCGUCCUUCCGCCACACAAGUCCAGCGCGUCCACGCCCUCGCUAUCAUCCAAUCAGGAGGAGGACGAGAGCGAAGUCGGCGAGGUUUUCUCCCCCAGAGAGUCGAUGCACAAUGGCCACCCGCGGACGUGUGGCCGAGUCAACGAGACCGGCCCAGAAUGUACUGUCACGGACAGGUUGUCCGUCCAAUCGGCCGAGCUUUUGGAAUCUUCGGCUGACCUGAGCUGCUCCGGCUCCGACGUUUCCUCCACCGUCGGCGAGUUGUUAGAGAGAACGGACGAAUGCGCGGCCAAAGAUCCACCUGAGGAAUUGACGCUCUGCUCCGACGCAGGGACCACUGAACUUCAAGGACCAAGUCAUGAUAUUAAGCACACGGAUGGUACUCCAACUGUCCCUUUCCCCACCUCUUCUAGUUUCACUCAGGAAGUGGAGACUGCUCUUGAGAGUUUUGACUUUCUCAACUGCUCUGACCUCGAAGAGGACGAGGAGGAGGAGUUGGAGGAAGAGGCCGAGUUUGUGCAGCAAGAAAAUGAUGAGCCUGAAGAGGAAGAUGAGCAUCAAAAUGAAACGGAGCCUUCAGAGAAGGAAGGGGAUGAUGAGCAGAAAAAGGAAGACGAGGAAGACAAAGCAAAGCAAGAAGAGAAUGGAGACGAUCAACAAGACAACAUGAAUGACGAGAAGGACAAAGAAACUUACUCUGGAGCAAGCGACGAAGAGGAAGGAGACGGGCUGGAAUUCCUCAUGGAGGCCCCGGAAGGAUUUCGCAACUCCGACGAAGACGGCGUCUCCGAAUCACAGGAAUCAAGUGCAGAAGACGAGCAGGAUUUGCGUCAGGUGCAGCUGCCCGAAGAAGAGGAGGGGCACACUGAGGAAAAGGCGGACCAGCAACACGGAGAGGACACCUCACCAGAUGUUCAAGAAGAGGCAGAGCGCCCCCCGACUCCCGGCCACUUGGCCACGACCGUCUUCUAAAGCACGAGCGCAUUCUAUUCUUCGUUCCGCUGUGGUCUAACGUGCUCGUUGCCAAGUCGACAAGCGAGCUCUACCGUUACCGUAGAGUUUGCGCACACAUUCGCCUUGUUCUCACCAGGAACCAUGAACACACUCCACUUCUUCUUCCAAAGUCCUCAGUCUUUCAACGCCAUCACGUUGCCUGUCUUCAUGCCACUUUGUUUGAAAACAAGCCACUAAAAGCAGGCUCGCUUUAUUUAAAAGAACCUUACUCGGCGACCAAUCAAUGACUGGGGACUUUUUGCAGUGUUUUCCAGCAAGUAAAGCUCUUAAGGAGAGACUCCACAUUAUGCGCUAGUUGUCUUUUUUUGUGUAAGCUACACCAGGACUUGAAAUGCCUUAGGACCAUCAUUAAGGGGCCGAGUGAACUUUAAAAAUGUUAUUUAACCCUGCACAUAUGUACUGUAUCUGCGUCACACUGCCAGCAUGUCCGCUGUUUUAGUGGUAUGAAAAAUUUUGAACACCCCUGGAAUUUCUUUUAUUUCCAAAAAUAAAUUUAUGGCCGCUUA